UCUUUCAAAAACAAAACAAUAACCCGCCAACAUCAUUGAUUAUUAAUGGAAUAAUUCAGAUUUAAAGGAAAUUACUUUUCCUUUUCCUACCAAAACCGAAAACCUGAAUAAAUAAACAAAACAAUAAAGAAAACAAACGGAAAUAGUUAAUAACAAAGUGCGCGUAAAUUAAUUCCUAUUGCUGAGCUGUUUUUUUAUUCAAUUAUUUUGGUAAACAAUAAAUGCCUCUGCCGCUGCAGUAAGCAACUGGCCAACAGUGAAACAACAACUUGCAGCACCAAACUUGCCAAUUGCAACUCAAAACACAACACAGGCGGCACAACGGCGUCGUUUCUGCAACAACGUCGCCUCUUUGGCGGCGGCAAUGUGUCUUCAUCAACGCCGCCCGGCUCCAAUGCCUCACCGGUGGCACCCAUGAAGCACCAGCCACCGCCUCCGCCCCUGCCCCUCACACAGCCGCCAAUGAUGGGCGGUACAUCCGGAGGAGCGGUGGCCAAUGCCAUUAGUAGCCUCAACGGUGGCAGUAGUUACACCAACAACAACACGAACAACAACAACAACAAUGGCAUUGAGGCAGUUAAGUGUCGACCGCCACUUUACCCAAAACCUAAGACACCAUCCUUCGACAAGGAUCGGGAUUAUAUAGGCUUUGCCACCCUACCAGAGCAAGUGCACCGGAAGUCAGUGAAGCGGGGCUUCGAGUUCACUUUGAUGGUUGUGGGGGAGUCCGGACUGGGCAAAUCCACCCUCAUCAAUAGCCUGUUCUUGGGGGAUCUCUACAAGAAUCGACAGAUGCCCAAUGUGGAGGAGCGCAUCGAGAAGACAACCAAAGUGGAGAAGAAGACAAUGGACAUUGAGGAGCGUGGCGUGCGGUUGCGACUCACUGUGGUGGACACUCCUGGCUUUGGGGAUGCCAUCAACUGUGAGGACAGCUGGCGAGUGUGCACCCAGUAUAUAGAUGAACAGUUCCGCCAAUACUUUACCGACGAGAGCGGACUCAAUCGGCGGAAUAUACAGGAUAAUCGAGUGCAUUGCUGCCUAUACUUUGUACCGCCCUGGGGACACAGCCUGCGACAGAUGGACCUGGACCUGAUCCGACGGUUGCACCGCAAAGUAAACAUUGUCCUGGUCAUUGGCAAGGCUGAUUGCCUGAAUAAGCAGGAGGUGCGCAAGCUGAAGGAGCGCAUCUUGCAGGACCUCGAGGAUAAUCAUAUUCAGCUGUAUCAGUUCCCCGAAUGCGACUCUGACGAAGAUGAGGACUUUAAGCAGCAGGAUCGCGAACUGAAGGCAUCUAUACCAUUUGCUGUAGUUGGAAGUAAUACUAUAUUGGAGGUGGCCGGCAAGAAGGUGCGCGGCAGGCAGUAUCCCUGGGGUGUGGUCAAUGUGGAGGAUCCAGAGCACAGUGAUUUCAUCAAGCUGCGCACUUUCUUGAUAUCCACGCACAUGCAGGAUCUCAAGGAUACCACACAGGAUGUCCACUAUGAGAACUUCCGGGCACAGUGCAUCUCACAGAUCUCGCAGCAUGCGCUGCGGGAGCGUGGCAAGUUGAAGCGGGAUUCGAUUAGCUCCACGAAUGGAUUCGAUGCCGCCAUAUCGGAGACCGAUCGCCUGCUGUUGCAGAAGGACGAGGAGAUCCGGCGCAUGCAGGACAUGCUCACCCAGAUGCAGGAGAAGCUCAAGCAGACCCAUCUGAUGGAGAUGAAGAAGAACGACAGCGUGAUCGAUGUCUAGGGCGAAAGUGUUCAAUUUUGCACCGUAAUAUAUGCAUCUAGGAGUUAUGUAGUGGAUCCUGGGGAGAUCCUGGAGCAGCUAGCUGCCACCAAAACGACUUUGUUCAUAUAUGCUAGCACAGACUUUUUUAGAUUCCAGCGGACAGAGGAGGAGUUUCAAAAUUAAGACAACGAUAAGCGCAAAAUUUGCACAACCUACACUCCAAAAAUCACACAUACACUGAAAAAACAAACAACAAACAUCACAGCCUUUUUCAAUUUUGUAGCUAAAAGAGAAAUCGACUUUUUUCCACUAAGAUAAAUCGACUUUAAACGCGCAUCUAGCAUUUGAUCAGUACGAUAAAGAUUACGAUUACAAUUACAAUUACGAUUACAAUUACGAUUACGAGAUAUAUUAUACCAAAGUUGAAGGAGUUUCAAAAACUUAACGAAAGUAAAUUGUUAACAAAGCAAAGUUCAUGAACCCACAGAAGAGGCACAUACACACAAUACAUACAUAGAACUACCGUUACAGAGAAAGACAAGAGCAUAGACAGAGACAGCUAUAAUUUGUUUAUUUUUAUUUAUUUUUGUUUAAACUUUUUUAAAAUAUUUUUUUUUUGCCAUUUUUUUGUUUGGUUUUUUGAAGAGAAGAACCCUGAACACAAGCAAAUUUGUUGCUUUAAUUAUGUGUAAAGAACUUGUAACAUUAUAUGGUAAGCAGAAUAUAUAUCAGAUAUAGGACAAAUGGGUCGCUGGAUGCUGAAUAUCCAAGGAUCGGAUCGCGUACAGCAACAAGUUCCAAUUAUUUACGCAAUUAAUUACGUAUCGUAUUAUCAGAUAUAUAUACACCUAUCUAUGGACAGAACCUAAUUUGUUGAAACGAAUUGUUAAUGAAUUUAUUUUAAAUUAAUCGAUUAAGCCUUCAUGCAACAACCAUAAUAUUUAAAUGAAA
Drosophila serrata is the source of this 2664-nucleotide messenger RNA. RefSeq names its product septin 4 (gene Septin4). Lineage: Eukaryota; Metazoa; Arthropoda; Insecta; Diptera; Drosophilidae. Gene Ontology annotation, molecular function: GTP binding. The record is from RefSeq and is a predicted model, not a curated record.